CACUACGCAACGCCGUCACCAAUUGGUUUACACGUGAUAAGCCGCCGCCGCUAAAAAAUCAUUCCGCUUCGUUGUGUGGUUUUAUUUAUUAUUAUAGUUUCCAUUUAAAGAACACUAUUUGUGGGCAAAGAAACAAUCUGAAGAGAUACCCAAUAGGACUACAACAAAAACACGUGUCAAUUAGCUUUGUUUACCAAAGCAAGCAUUGACAACUCCAAACCCUACAUUUUUCUAAUUUCAUUCUAAAGGAGAUACCCCAGAAAAGCCUUCAUCAUGGGUAUGGUACAGAAGAGAAAGAAAAUGCACUCCGGUGAUACCCACCUGCAGCGUCGUUGGCGUGUCCGGAAUCGUACCCGAGAUUUGGAUCAAAUCGAUCAAGACCUACAGACCCAGUCGGCUGAGCUGAUCAAUCAGCCUGUUGAUUUGGAGAAGCCAGGUUUUGCUCAAUUCUAUUGUGUCCAUUGUGCCAAAUACUUUAUCGAUGACAAUGCAAUGCAAACACAUUUCCGUUCCAAGGUCCACAAACGUCGCCUAAAAGCUUUGGAGGUUGAACCCUAUUCAAUUGAAGAGUCCGAACGUGCAGCCGGCCAUGGUAGCUAUCAGAAACCCAAGAAACGCCAUAUGGAAACACAGCCCAGCAAAGAAGAAGUUAAACUAGGAAAACGCAUCAAAGUCGAAACCGUCAAUGAGGAAGAAGGUGCCAGCACAUCGAAGAAGGCAAAAGUCCAAAAAAUGGAAACAUAGUAAUCAGUCAUCGGCGGCAGGGUGGAAUAGUUAAUUGUUACUUUUCCUAUUUUAGUUUAAGUUAAUAUUUGGAGAUUUCUUUGAGUAAAUAAAUAUAGAUUUUUAUGAAAAUAUUACCACAA
Musca domestica (house fly) is the source of this 866-nucleotide messenger RNA. RefSeq names its product zinc finger protein 593 homolog. The transcript has 2 exons. Gene Ontology annotation, molecular function: zinc ion binding; nucleic acid binding. The coding region runs from base 274 to 744 and encodes 156 amino acids. NCBI's taxonomy places the organism in Eukaryota, Metazoa, Arthropoda, Insecta, Diptera, Muscidae. The record is from RefSeq and is a predicted model, not a curated record.